AUGACUGGCAUGUGCCCUCGCUCGCCUCUUCACAGCAUGGGGGUUACCCGCUUCUUCAUCAUCUCCCUCCUUUUCCUUGCCUCCUCUUUGCAGAACCAAAUCUCUCAACUUCCCACAAAAAUCAAUGAAUUUUCCAAAAAUUCAGCCACCAUACAGUGCUCAGUGGAUGAGGAGACAGACAUCAGAGAGCUGUCCUUAACCUUACGUUUAGAUGGGCCACAACUGAUAUCUGUGAAGGUAGACAAGGACCUAAGCAGUUAUACACAUGAACUGACAUUUUCUGGGAAAAUUCGGAAUUUCACCACAACAGCAAACGGUUUUAAUAGCCAGGAAAUAAUGGAUUUAUCAAACUGCUAUUCUCAAACUUGUGGAGGGGAACGUAGCCCUGAUUAUAAGAGAGGGCCAGGUACCAUCUCCUGCACAGCAAAACAUGAAAACAUUGACAAGAUGGUAAUUUGCCUAGACAAUCAUCCUAUUAUAUUGCUGGAAGUAGACCAUAAAUAUACAGAUCGCCUCAGAUUUUCUGGGACUAUUCGGAAAUUCCACAUGACCCUGGAAGACCUUAGCGAAAGUGACACAAAUGGAUACAACUGUGUAGGCAAAAUGGAGGAUUCCAAAAGGCAUCUACCUGGAGGCGAAACAGUGAUCACCAUCACACAGCGUGGUAAUUCCCAUAUUGUUUCCGUUACAUGGCUUCUCAUUCUUUCUUCCCUGCUACUGAUUUGGUGGUGCUGACAAGCAAAUCCUGUACCCGGAAUAGAAAGACACCUUUGCACUUAAUGGACUGAAUGAAAUAUUAAACAGAAUUAUUGCAGCAGUAAUGUUAAAUGAAUGCUGAAACUUUUAAUUGUAAUGCAAUGGUACCAAUGGUGUGGGGUGUGAGCCAAGUGGGAAGGUCCCUAAAGGGAGAAUUUCAGUGCAAGAGCCUGGUUACUGUAAUAUUUUACUGAAAUAUUAAUAAGAAUAGUAGGAUGAACUUUGCACAUCAACUAACAUACAUUGGCACAACUGAAAUUACAUGUUUAUGGUGGUUUACGGAGGAGUUUUGGAAAAUUGUUAUUUUGUAGCAUAAACACACAGGGGCAAACUUACUAAGUGGCGAAAAUUCGUCAGCAACCGUUUCGCAGGCAGCACAAUACCUCGCAAAAAUUUGCUCAGACAACGCUAAGUCACUAACAUGCGACGUUGCGUCCAGGGCGCCAAACGCUGCCAAAGUUG
This is a messenger RNA of Xenopus laevis (African clawed frog), 1218 nucleotides long. RefSeq lists its product as uncharacterized. The coding region runs from base 1 to 735 and encodes 244 amino acids. The record is from RefSeq and is a predicted model, not a curated record. Lineage: Eukaryota; Metazoa; Chordata; Amphibia; Anura; Pipidae. The transcript is spliced from 4 exons.